GAAGCCUUCUGUCUCUUACGUACGAGGCAGCGCGUGCCUCGCAGCAGACGUCAUUCGCUUAGCGGCAGACAUAGCGGUCUUCAAAGCGGGACUCAGGAAAACGCCGUUUGUUGGUUGUCUAGCAACAAGCCGCUUCGCGAGAUACAUCGGAACUUCCCAAUGCCGUCCCUGGGGAUUGUAGUUGCUCCUUACUUGCCGUAGCUAUUUCGUUCAGCAUUAGAAGGGACGGCGUUGAACUACAAAGACCGACAGCCCGCGGAGAAAGCUUAACGGGUUACUUUCCACUCUUCCCAAUGGAGGGAGUCCCAGAGGCGGUCGGGAUAGCCGAAAGAGUUGCGGCGUGCAGCCCGAGGCCCAGUUGGGGCGAGUCUCCGGCUUCGCUGAAUCCCGUGGGGGAAGCCGCGGGAGAGUCGGACUUGGCGCAGUCUCUGGAGCGGUAUCACCGAGGCUUACGCGAUCGUGCUAGUAAAAGCCUGGAUCAAUUGAAAUAUGUCUUGCGUGAAAAAGAUCUGGCAGCAGAUGAAAGGGCAGCUACAUUGGAUCAGUUAUUUCCUGACACAGGCCAUGAAGUCAGUGAAGAUAAAGCUUGGCAGGAGCUACAGUACAGCCAUGCAGUUAAUCAGCUUAAAGCAUUAUUACGACAACAAGAAGAAAAAGGGAGUGAAACAUCACCUUCAAAGAAGAGGGGAAUGCCACCCACAGUAAGUAUUAUCUGCUUUUUUUCUCUUGUUAUAUGA
This is a messenger RNA of Python bivittatus (Burmese python), 737 nucleotides long. NCBI's taxonomy places the organism in Eukaryota, Metazoa, Chordata, Lepidosauria, Squamata, Pythonidae. The record is from RefSeq and is a predicted model, not a curated record.